Messenger RNA from Plasmodium relictum, 855 nucleotides. RefSeq lists its product as hypothetical. The transcript has a single exon. The coding region runs from base 1 to 855 and encodes 284 amino acids. The record is from RefSeq and is a predicted model, not a curated record. Lineage: Eukaryota; Apicomplexa; Aconoidasida; Haemosporida; Plasmodiidae.
AUGGAAAAUAUAAAUAAUUCAAAUAUUAAAAAGGAAGAAAGAACUCCUAAUAGAAAGAAUAGAAAAAAAAAUGGAAGAAAUAAAGAAAAAAAAAAUAAUACCUUAUAUGAUAAGCAAAAUGUAGAAAACUUAGAAAAAUGUAGCUCAUUAAAUUAUGAUGAUGAAAAGGGGAAUGUUGUAAUUAAUAAAUUAGAAGAUGAACAAAAGGAAAAAAUACAAAGCAGUGAAGAAAAUUCAAAAAAUUUCUUAAUAGGAAAAAUCACCGGUUCAAAUGCAAAGGAAAUAAUGGAAAAUGAUGAUAAAACACAAACAAAAAAUAAGGAUAUAACAAAUUCUGCAGAAGAUAAUAAUAUAAAUGAAAGUGAUAAUGCAUAUGAAGGAAAAAGAAACAUAGAUAUCAGUUUGGGAAAUGCUGAAAUAGUAGUAGAACCGUUAGUAUUUGAAGAGAAAUUAAAAAUGUGGAAAGGUACAGUUGAUUCAAUAAAAGAAAAAAAAGAAGAUGAAAAAAAGUUGCAAGAGCAAAGACAAUUAAAUUUAGAAAAUGUAAAGCUUGCUCAUAGUUUAAAUAAAGAAGAGAAAAUAUUACAACAGAUGUAUUUGGAACAAUUAAAAAAAGAUGAAGAAUUGGCAAAACAGUUAGAACAAGAAUUAAAUGCAGAAAUAAGAAAUGAAUUAACUAAAAUUGAACAAGAUGACUUUAAGAUUGCAACUAUUAUUCAAAAUUCUUUUGAUUCUGAAGAAAACCAACAGAAUAAUAAUACAAACAAUGGGCAAUCAAAUAAUAAAAAAGUAUCUAAGUUAAAGUUAUUAAAAGAAAAAUUUAGAAAAUUUUUUAAAAAGAAAUCGUCUAAAUAA